Molecule: messenger RNA, 153 nt
Organism: Miscanthus lutarioriparius
Lineage: Eukaryota; Viridiplantae; Streptophyta; Magnoliopsida; Poales; Poaceae
Source: the annotation of a GenBank genome assembly
AUGCAGAUCAACAGCGACAGGCCCGACGUGGCCAUCGAAGUGGUCCAGGAUGGCACCAACGUGGCGCCAGGGUACAACGCCUACAGCGUCCGCGUCUACUUCGACGCCGGCAACGCCAGCGGCCCCGUCCUUUACACUCCCGUCGUUGGUUAG